AUGUUUUUUGUUCGGAGUUUGGCCGUCACUUAUUUCAUAUUAUGGCUGCCAUCGAAUUUUGCUAAGCUGAGCCCGUACCCAAAGCUCUUGCUAAUAUCAUUCGAUGGAUUCCGUUAUGAUCUACUUAAUGAGACUUGGACUCCUAACAUCUACAAAUGGGCAAAUCGUUCGUCAUGGUUUGUUAAUGGAGUAAAAUCUCAAUAUGUUACUUAUACAGCGCCCAAUCAUAUGAGUAUUGUUACAGGAUUACAUGAACCAGAUCACGGGAUUGUCUCGAAUUACUUUUAUGACACUGCAAACUGGAAAUUUUUUGAUUACUUUAAUAGCACCCAACAAGAGGGCAUAGUGAACGCGUCGCUGGACAUGUCAUGGUACAAAGGUGAUCCUAUUUGGCUUACCAAUGAGAGGUCUGAUGCUGCUCGUCGAUCGGUUUCAUUUUACUGGCCAAAUGGCGAGGCGCCGUUCCCUAAGCCACCCCACAAACCAUCGCUCUACAGGGAAUGGAAAAAUUAUCGCAGUCUUCAACAGUGGAUGGUCGAUGUUGAUGACAUUGUUAAAUUGUUCACCGAUGAAAAGGACCCCAUCAAUUUUCUUGCUUGGUACAUAGCUGAGCCAGAUCAUACUCUUCAUAAAAACGGGUUUUAUAAUGGCGAAUUGCGGAAGAUUAUCCAUCAACUUGAUGAGCUGUUCGGUUAUCUUGUUGCCAAACUUCAUGAGUCCGGUUUGGAAGAUGUCGUCAACGUGAUAUUAACAGCUGAUCACGGUCACGCUGAGAUCCAAGGUGCCAAAAAUGUUAUGUGCUUGCGAGAAUAUAUAGCAAAGGAAGGAUAUAAACUUGGAGACCAUAUGAUGUAUCCAGAUAGUGAUGAGAUAGCUCUCGAACUUUACCAUAAUCUCACGACUGCUGUGAAAACAACGGGUUACAAAGUGAACAUCUUCUUGAAGGAGGUGAGCCCUUUCACUCGUUACAAUCCUCAAUCACCUCUUCGUCAUUUUGAGUUACAUGCAUCUCUGGAGCUGUCACAAUGUAAAUGA
This is a messenger RNA of Cooperia oncophora, 1035 nucleotides long. Lineage: Eukaryota; Metazoa; Nematoda; Chromadorea; Rhabditida; Trichostrongylidae. The record is from the annotation of a GenBank genome assembly.